Messenger RNA from Talaromyces marneffei, 633 nucleotides. RefSeq lists its product as uncharacterized. The transcript has a single exon. The coding region runs from base 1 to 633 and encodes 210 amino acids. The record is from RefSeq and is a predicted model, not a curated record. Lineage: Eukaryota; Fungi; Ascomycota; Eurotiomycetes; Eurotiales; Trichocomaceae.
AUGGCCAAACGUCGGGCCCAUCCCAUAUUCCCGUCGACGGCAUAUUACCAGGGGCCCAUGCAACGACAGACGCAGCACGCGGAGGCGGAUGGACAGGAAAUCGAGUCCAUCCGGGAACAGUUUGACCGGUGGGCCGGGCAAUGUCGAUUAUGCGGGAUGACAGGGCAACCAGCGCACCAUAGGAUUGGCAAUUGUCCCCAUCCACAGGCACAGAUUGCGCAGUCAUGGAUGGACCAGGUGAUCGAACAGGUGGUCCAUCAGCCACGGGGGGCCGGACGGCGAGGGUAUGAGGCAUAUGCGGCAUGUUUUGGAUGCCAUUCCCCGCAGUGGAUUUGCCAACAGUGGGAGAGCAACGGCUACGGUGGUUACCAGAAGACGCACGAGCGGUGUCAAUAUCCCCAUGUGGCGAUUCCGAUCAUGGGACAGUUAUUGCAUGGACCGCAGCGGCAUUCCAUCCGUGUAGCAUGGCAACAGCGAAUGCAGGCCCAGUUCCCCGGGGUGGACAUUGACGAUGAGCGAGGGUUGAUUGGACAUUUCCAACGGCGAUUUGGGCGACGUGGUGAGGAGCGCAGCGGAUUGGUGGUAGAGAUGAAUUCGAUGUGUGAAUUUAUCGAGCGGGAAUUCCCCGCGUGA